AUGUGGUUCGCAGGGAUGACACUGGCGAGAGUGCACGUGCCCCUUGCAAGCGGCGUCGCCAGGGUGUCCCUCGCCAGUCUGCCGUCCGCUGUCCAGGGCGAUCUCUUUAUCGAGCUAGCCUCUGUGCGGUGGCCCUUUGUGCAGGGCCGCGCAGGACCCUUCCACUCCGGGGCUGGAGUCGCCGCGCCAGCGCCCAGCCUGGCCGGGGCCACCUCCCAGGGCGGCGCGCUGACGGCGGCGGCGGCGCUGGUUGCUGGAGCAGCUCUGGUGCUGCUGCUGCCCUUUGCCUUCUUGCGCCUCAGGCUUAAGGCCUACGGCAAGAUGGGCGGGGCUGUGGUGUUCCAGUGGCGCGCCGGGUUUGGCGGCCCCGGCGCAGCACGCGCGCAGCAGGCCGACGAGGAGAUGGCCCCCAUGGCCUGCACGGGGCGGGCCGGCCACGGGGAGGCCCCGCCCACCGCAGUCGCGCUGGGCAGGGCCUCCGCGACCUGCGCGCGCCCGGCGGGGCUCUAG
This is a messenger RNA of Prorocentrum cordatum, 510 nucleotides long. NCBI's taxonomy places the organism in Eukaryota, Dinophyceae, Prorocentrales, Prorocentraceae. The record is from the annotation of a GenBank genome assembly.